ACAGCAUAUACGACUCGAGUACACGUUAUAUGCUUUUUGACACCUACGGCAUUGUUCUACGUUACCGCUGGUUUAGAUGUGGGGAGAAUUUGUUAUGCACCUGAUCAAUGCAUCGGUUUUCCUGUGCGUGCUGCGCGGGGUGUGUCGGAUUUAGAUCAACGUACAGAUAAUGUGUGUGUUUCGUUAAUAACAGUAAAAAUGCCCCUCGUCGUAAUAACUGGCUUCCCUGCAUCGGGCAAAUCACAAAGGUGUUCGGACUUGUCAAGUUAUAUGAAAGAGUCUUUUAAGGGAAAAGUUGUGAUCAUAUGUGAGCAUGAUUACAUUUCUACCAAGGACUCCACAUACUCAUCACCACAAGUUGAGAAGGAUGUGCGUGCAGCAAUGAAAGGUGAUGUUGUUAGGCAAAUAUCAAAGGAUGACAUAGUGAUCCUGGACGGCCUCAACUACAUCAAGGGGUACAGAUACGAGCUGUUCUGCAUCAGCAAGAACUGCCGGACGCCGCAGAUGACCCUGCACUGCGCCAUCAGCGCCGAGGAGGCCUGGCAGCGGGACCUGGCGCGCCCCGCGUCGGAGAGGUACGGCCGGGCCUGCUUUGACGCGCUGCUGGCGCGGUACGAGGAGCCGGACAGCCGCCACCGCUGGGACAGCCCGCUGCUGACCGUGCAGCCGGACGAGCCCACGCCCUGCGCGGACGUCCUGCGCGCUCUGCUGGACGCCCCGGCGCCGCGGCCCAACCAGUCCACACAGAACCCGUUGCUGGCGCCCACCAACUUCCUGUUCGACCUGGACCGCCAGACGCAAGAGGUGGUGAAGGCCAUCAUGGCGGGUCAGCAGGCGGCCGUGGAGGGUGACAGGCUGAGCCUGCCCAUGACCCCGGAGCGGUACACGGUGUCGGCGCAGCUGACCCUGGCGCAGCUCAGCCGCGCCCGCCGCCAGUUCGUCUCCUACAUCAAAACGCACCCUGCCCAGCCGGGAAGCGUGGCCACGCUGUUCGUGCAGUACCUCAACAAAACGGACCGGUGACAGACGGCCGCGUCCGACCCGGCAACAUCACCGCCCAUUUGUGUCGUACGCCGUGACGGUUUUAUCAGAGUGACGUCGAUGGCAUGCGACCUGUAUUGCUGUGCAGACAAGGAGCUCCGAGAGCUCCACAUCUCCCCGCGUUACAAUACACGCACG
Messenger RNA from Pollicipes pollicipes, 1179 nucleotides. Its product is annotated as protein KTI12 homolog. The record is from RefSeq and is a predicted model, not a curated record. The transcript has 6 exons. NCBI's taxonomy places the organism in Eukaryota, Metazoa, Arthropoda, Thecostraca, Pollicipedomorpha, Pollicipedidae. The coding region runs from base 199 to 1023 and encodes 274 amino acids.